GGGGUAUGCUUAGAAAACAGAUUUUUCAGUGACUGGUGAUUCUGUGGAAUGAGAUUCACAAAAUUGAGGGUAGUUUGGGGCAAAUUUGUGUGUUAAGUUGGAGGACAUUAGCUUUGAGGGAAGGAGGGAGCAGACAAAAAAUGCACUGCUUGAGAAAGUUAUGAAUUGGUUUGGUGGGAGCUGAUAAAGAUUAUGAAAGUUGAUUGCGGAGAGGUUUUGAUUAGGCAAGUGGGAGGUGUAAUGGGAGGGAUUUAUGAGGAAGCUGGUUACUAUUAGAAGAGUAAAUUUCAAGAGAGAAAAAUAGCAAGGAUGAGGAAAGAUUACUUUGGGAAAAUGCAGCUCAAGUGAAAAAAAGGAAGGCAAGGAAAAACUAAAAUGAGUAAGGUAUGGAAGAGAAGUUAAGAGUAAGAGGAAGGAUUAAAGAGAGGUCCUUAAAGAGAUUUCGUACUGUAUGAGUGUUGUGUUGGAAAUACCAUUGACUAUUAAAGGGGCCUACGCACCCUAUGGAUUGUAGGGGUGGGGAAUUUUAUGAGGAUAAGGAGGCGUAAUAGUUAAACCCGGAAAGCAGGGAGCCCAGGCCGGAUCCGACAGCCGCACGGGCGGGAUCUGCCGGCGUUCGGCUGGGCAGCGUGUGGAUCGGCGGCGCGGAGCUGCGUUGCGGGCGGCGCGGCCGCGCGGAGCGGGCCGGGAGGGCCGUGGGGACCUGCGCGCACGGGCCGGCGGAGGCGCCCCCGUCAGUGAGCAGGCCCGGGCCGGGAGGAGGAGCUCCCGGGAGCGCCCAGCCGACCUCCGCACGCGGCUCGCACGGCUUCCUUUUGUUGUGGUCUUAGUUCCCAGCUUGGUAGGUUCUUUUCUUCUCCCCAUUCUUGGUCCAGAGUUGUGGGAGAGGAGAAAGAAGGAAUAGAGACUUGGAAGGAGAAAUGAAAUUGGUAGAUGAUGCUAAAUGAAUUAGGUUCCAGAGACCGAGAGUUUGUGGCAGGAUAGAGGAAUCAACAGCUUGGAAAUUCUGCCAAGUGAUCUGGCGGGAUGGGCAUUUGCCUGACAUAUUUUAUAGAGGAAUUGGAUAGCAUAUGUGACUAAGUGGUUUGAGGGUAUCCAAAGCCUGUGAAAGCUAGAAACUCAACCAUGAUUUCUUUUUCGACUGUACAGCAUUGCCUUCCUUGAAGUCUUCAUUUUUACCUUAGUCUCAGUUCCUAGAUAAAAGCAAUGGAAUAUGAAUUUACAGCAACCGAAGUUAGAAGGGCAGAUUUAAUAUUGCCUGUUGUUUCUGUAAUAGAGAAAACAAGGCAGUUAUACUUAAGCAUGAACAUUGACGACAAACUGGAAGGAUUAUUUCUUAAAUGUGGCGGCAUAGACGAAAUGCAGUCUUCCAGGGCAAUGGUUGUAAUGGGUGGAGUGUCUGGCCAGUCUGCCGUGUCUGGGGAACUGCAGGAGUCGGUACUUCAAGAUCGGAGUAUGCCUCAUCAGGAGAUCCUUGCUGCAGAUGAAGUGUUACAAGAAAGUGAAAUGAGACAACAGGAUAUGAUACCACAUGAUGAACUCAUGGUCCAUGAAGAGACAGUGAAAAAUGAUGAAGAACAGAUGGAAACACAUGAAAGACUUCCUCAAGGACUGCAAUAUGCACUUAAUGUCCCUAUAAAUGUAAAGCAGGAAAUUACCUUUCCUGAUGUAUCUGAGCAACUGAUGAGAGACAAAAAACAAAUCAGAGAGCCAGUAGACUUACAGAAAAAGAAGAAACGGAAACAACGUUCUCCUGCAAAAAUCCUUACAAUAAAUGAGGAUGGAUCACUUGGUUUGAAAACCCCUAAAUCUCAUGUUUGUGAGCACUGCAAUGCUGCCUUUAGAACGAACUAUCACUUACAGAGACAUGUCUUCAUUCAUACAGGCGAAAAACCAUUUCAAUGUAGUCAAUGUGACAUGCGUUUCAUACAGAAGUACCUGCUGCAGAGACAUGAGAAGAUUCAUACUGGUGAAAAACCAUUUCGCUGUGAUGAAUGUGGUAUGAGAUUCAUACAGAAAUAUCAUAUGGAAAGGCAUAAGAGAACUCAUAGUGGAGAAAAACCUUACCAGUGUGAAUACUGUUUACAGUAUUUUUCCAGAACAGACCGUGUAUUGAAACAUAAACGUAUGUGCCAUGAAAAUCAUGACAAAAAACUAAACAGAUGUGCCAUCAAAGGUGGCCUUCUGACAUCUGAAGAAGAUUCUGGCUUUUCUACGUCACCAAAAGAUAACUCACUGCCAAAAAAGAAGAGGCAGAAAACAGAGAAAAAAUCAUCUGGGGUGGACAAAGAGAGUGCUUUAGACAAAUCUGACCUGAAGAAAGAUAAAAAUGAUUACUUGCCUCUUUAUUCUUCAAGUACUAAAGUAAAAGAUGAGUAUAUGGUAGCAGAAUACGCGGUUGAAAUGCCACAUUCUUCGGUUGGGGGCUCACAUUUGGAAGAUGCAUCAGGAGAAAUACAUCCACCUAAGUUGGUUCUCAAAAAAAUAAAUAGUAAGAGAAGUCUGAAACAGCCACUGGAGCAAAGUCAGACAAUUUCGCCUUUAUCUACAUAUGAAGAGAGCAAAGUUUCAAAAUACGCUUUUGAACUUGUGGAUAAACAAGCUUUACUGGACUCAGAAGGCAAUGCUGACAUUGAUCAGGUUGAUAAUUUGCAAGAGGGGCCCAGUAAACCUGUGCAUAGCAGUACUAAUUAUGAUGAUGCCAUGCAAUUUUUGAAGAAGAAGCGGUAUCUUCAAGCAGCAAGUAACAACAGUAGGGAGUAUGCCCUAAAUGUGGGCACCAUAGCUUCUCAGCCUUCUGUAACCCAAGCAGCUGUGGCAAGUGUCAUUGAUGAAAGUACCACAGCAUCCAUAUUGGAUUCACAGGCACUGAAUGUGGAGAUUAAGAGUAAUCAUGACAAAAAUGUGAUUCCAGAUGAGGUCCUGCAGACUCUGUUGGAUCAUUAUUCCCAUAAAGCUAAUGGACAGCAUGAGAUAUCAUUCAGUGUUGCCGACACUGAGGUGACUUCUAGCAUAUCCAUAAAUUCCUCAGAAGUACCUGAGGUCACCCCGGCGGAGAGUGUUGGGCCAAGCCCCCAAGCAUCCUCAUCAGAUAAAGCCAACAUGCUGCAGGAGUACUCAAAGUUCCUGCAGCAGGCUUUGGACAGAACUAGCCAAAAUGAUGCCUAUUUGAAUAGCCCAAGCCUUAACUUUGUGACUGAUAACCAGACGCUUCCAAAUCCGCCAGCAUUCUCUUCCAUAGACAAGCAAGUCUAUGCAGCCAUGCCCAUCAAUAGCUUUCGAUCAGGAAUGAAUUCUCCACUAAGAACAACUCCAGAUAAGUCCCACUUUGGACUAAUAGUUGGUGAUUCACAGCAUUCAUUUCCCUUUUCAGGUGAUGAGACAAACCAUGCUUCUGCCACAUCGACACAGGACUUUUUGGAUCAAGUGACUUCUCAGAAGAAAGCUGAGGCUCAGCCAGUCCAUCAAGCUUACCAAAUGAGCUCUUUUGAACAGCCUUUCCGUGCUCCUUAUCAUGGAUCCAGAGCUGGAAUAGCUACUCAGUUUAGCACUGCCAAUGGACAGGUGAACCUUCGGGGACCAGGGACAAGUGCUGAAUUUCCAGAAUUUCCCUUGGUGAAUGUAAAUGAUAAUAGAGCUGGGAUGACAUCUUCACCUGAUGCCACAACUGGCCAGACUUUUGGCUAAAAAAAAAGUGUAAAUAAUACUGGCACUUUAGAACAGAUUAAUCAAGAGUGGGGUUACUCUGUGUAAAAUGGAGUGCUGUACAGAUUUACGAGCUAUGCGUUAUAACAAGUUAAGCUGAUACGAAUAGCAAGAUAAUCCAAUAAUUGCGUUUUGUUUGGUUAGUCAGCAUUCUUUGAACUGCCUUACAUGUUGUCACCUUUAUAGAAGCAAUGCAUUACUUGUUUUAGAUCAGAAACUUGCUAUUCCACCUACACCAAGUUUAAAAGGAAGAAAAAAAAAGACUUCGCACAAUUGUUUCCUAACUGAUAACGUUGUACAUUCUUAGGAGAUUAGUAAUUGUGUGAAAUUGACUCAUACUGUUUCUAAGUUUUUCAGCAUAGUCAUUGCACUUCAGCAGGGAAUCUGAGUAUACUUUACAGAGUGAACUUAAAAGUUUAAAUGUCAAGAGAUUAUGGCUUAAAUAAACUAGUGUGUCCUAUCAAGGGAAAAAAAGAAACCAAGAAACCACCUUUUAAAAAGAAUGAUACGCCAUAUACCCUUGAUUUUCAUUUUGCAUUAUAUUAACAUGUUUUUUUUUUUGAGAAAAAAAGUAAUAAAAAUCUGAUAGUCUAAGACUCCACUAUUUAAAAGCCUAAUUACUUUAAAUAUAUGCAUACUUUCAAAACUUCUACCAAAAUACCUAACUGUUGAAGCAUUCACUUCUCUAUGGAAGUAUGCAUAUUGAUGUCAGUUUCUUUGUACAGUUGUACUUAGAUAUUUUUUAUGAUUUUUCAUGUGCAGGUAUCAAGGUUUUGAAGAUUUAGUAAAAAAGAUAUUCUGUAGAUUACAUUCCCAAGAACAUAAUGCUUACACAAAAAUGUAUAUUCCAUGUUUUAAAGCUUAAUUGUAUUUUACUUUACAUAUACACUUCAGUUAACAUAGAGCACUUAGAAUUUAUUUGGUAUUUUUGAUUUCUCAAAGUAAAAUAAAAUUAGAUUUUUAGGUUUGAUAUGGUUGUGUCAUAAUCAUCUCAUAUCUGACAAUUUUAAUUUUUGGCAAUAAAAGGAAAUUGGGUAUCUUUGGAACUGUAAAACCUGGUUUAAUCCUUCUCUUUCUAGAAUCUUAAUAGAUUGGAUAAUUAAACAGUAUCCAGAGAAACUAAAGAAAUGGGCAUUUUAAUUGCUUAUUUUAUCUUGAAUUCUUUUUAAUGAACACUGCUCAUUACAAUUUUACAAACCAAAAAAAGUGUUUACUAACUCAAGUAACUACAGUUUCUUUUUCAGCUAGAUGAGUGAUCGGAAACUUUUUGUUGCAUUUCAAAAUCUAAAUAAACUACAGACUUUAUCCUUA
Manis pentadactyla (Chinese pangolin) is the source of this 5016-nucleotide messenger RNA. It is a transcript of the gene ZNF148, whose product is annotated as zinc finger protein 148. Gene Ontology annotation, biological process: regulation of transcription by RNA polymerase II. The record is from RefSeq and is a predicted model, not a curated record. The transcript is spliced from 11 exons. The coding region runs from base 1207 to 3687 and encodes 826 amino acids. NCBI's taxonomy places the organism in Eukaryota, Metazoa, Chordata, Mammalia, Pholidota, Manidae. Gene Ontology annotation, molecular function: DNA-binding transcription factor activity, RNA polymerase II-specific; RNA polymerase II cis-regulatory region sequence-specific DNA binding.